CGCAGGGGAGGCGGGCCGAGGGGGCGGGCGAGGCACGCGGGCCGGCGGGGAGGUCGGGGGCGGGGAGCAGGAGGCGGCGGGCGCCGGGAAGAAAGGAACAUGGCUCCUGCGGCGGGCAGCGCCGAGCGCGGCGCGGGGCGAGGGCGCGCCGGGCGCCAGUGACCGCGAUGGUGAACUCCAGCCGCGUGCAGCCGCAGCAGCCCGGGGACGCCAAGCGACACCCGGCGCCCCAGACUGCGGGCCGGGGCCGGCUGAUGGCGGGCGGCGGGGCCGCGGGCGCCGGCCUCGCCGCCCCGGGCGGCCUCCGCGAGCAGAGGGGCCUUGAGAUCGAGAUGGAGCGCAUUCGGCAGGCGGCCGCGCGGGACCCCCCGGCCGGAGCCUCGGCCUCCCCCUCUCCCCCGCUCUCGUCGUGCUCGCGGCAGGCGUGGAGCCGCGACAACCCGGGUUUCGAGGCCGAGGAGGAAGAGGAGGAAGAGGAGGUGGAGGGAGAAGAAGGGGGGAUGGUGGUGGAGAUGGACGUAGAGUGGCGCCCGGGCAGCCGGAGGUCGGUCGCCUCCUCGGCCGUGAGCUCCGCGGGCGCCCGGGGCCGGGGGCUGGGGGGCUACCACGGCGCGGGCCAUCCGAGCGGGAGGCGGCGCCGGCGAGAGGACCAGGGCCCGCCGAGCCCCAGCCCGGCCGGCGGCGGGGACCCGCUGCAUCGCCACCUCCCCCUGGACGGGCUGCCGCCCCGAGUGGCCUGGGCCGAGAGGCUGGUUCGCGGGCUGCGAGGUCUCUGGGGAACAAGACUCAUGGAGGAACGCAGCACUGACCGAGAGAAAUACCUUAAAAGUGUUUUACGGGAACUGGCCACAUACCUCCUUUUUCUCAUAGUCUUGUGCAUCUUGACCUAUGGGAUGAUGAGCUCCAGUGUGUACUACUACACCCGGAUCAUGUCACAACUCUUCCUGGACACCCCAGUGUCCAAAACGGAGAAAACUAACUUUAAAACUCUUUCUUCAAUGGAAGACUUCUGGAAGUUUGCAGAAGGCGCCUUGUUGGAUGGGCUCUACUGGAAGAUGCAGCCCAACAACAGAACUGAAGCCAACAACCGAAGCUUCAUCUACUACGAGAACCUCCUAUUAGGGGUACCACGUAUACGGCAACUCAGAGUCAGAAAUGGAUCCUGUUCCAUCCCCCUGGACUUGAGAGAUGAGAUUAAAGAGUGCUAUGACGUCUACUCCGUCAGCAGUGAAGACAGGGCUCCAUUUGGUCCAAGAAAUGGAACCGCUUGGAUCUACACAAGUGAAAGAGACUUGAAUGGGAGUGGCCACUGGGGAAUGAUUACAGCUUAUAGUGGAGCUGGCUAUUACCUGGAUUUGUCAAGAACAAGAGAGGAAACGGCCGCUCAGGUUGCUAACCUAAAGAAGAAUGUCUGGCUGGACCGAGGAACCAGGGCAACUUUUAUUGACUUUUCCGUGUACAACGCCAACAUUAACCUGUUCUGUGUGGUCAGGUUAUUGGUCGAAUUCCCAGCAACAGGCGGUGUGAUUCCAUCUUGGCAAUUUCAGCCUGUAAAGCUGAUCCGCUAUGUCACAACUUUUGACUUCUUCCUGGCAGCCUGUGAGAUUAUCUUUUGUUUCUUUAUCCUUUACUAUGUGGUGGAAGAGAUAUUGGAAAUUCGCAUUCACAAGCUACACUAUUUCAGGAGUUUCUGGAAUUGUCUGGAUGUUGUGAUCAUUGUGCUAUCAGUGGUAGCUAUAGGAAUUAACAUAUACAGGACAUCAAAUGUGGAGGUGCUGCUACAGUUUCUAGAAGAUCAGAAUACUUUCCCCAACUUUGAGACUCUGGCAUACUGGCAAAUACAGUUCAACAACAUAGCUGCUGUCAUAGUAUUUUUUGUCUGGAUUAAGCUCUUCAAAUUCAUCAACUUUAACAGGACCAUGAGUCAGCUCUCCACAACCAUGUCUCGCUGUGCCAAAGAUCUCUUUGGCUUUGCAAUUAUGUUCUUCAUUAUUUUCUUAGCAUAUGCUCAGUUGGCAUACCUUGUCUUUGGCACUCAGCUUGAUGACUUCAGUACUUUCCAAGAGUGUAUCUUCACGCAAUUCCGUAUCAUUUUGGGUGAUGUGAACUUCGCAGAGAUUGAGGAAGCUAAUCGAGUUUUGGGGCCAAUUUAUUUCACUACAUUUGUGUUCUUUACGUUCUUCAUUCUUCUGAAUAUGUUUUUGGCCAUCAUCAAUGAUACUUACUCUGAAGUUAAAUCUGAUUUGGCCCAGCAGAAAGCUGAAAUGGAACUCUCAGAUCUUAUCAGAAAGGGCUACCAUAAAGCUUUGGUCAAACUAAAACUGAAGAAAAAUACCGUGGAUGACAUUUCAGAGAGUCUGCGGCAAGGGGGUGGCAAGUUAAACUUUGAUGAACUUCGACAAGAUCUCAAAGGGAAGGGCCAUACUGAUGCAGAAAUUGAGGCAAUAUUCACAAAGUAUGACCAGGAUGGAGACCAAGAACUGACUGAACAUGAACACCAGCAGAUGAGAGAUGACCUGGAAAAAGAGAGGGAGGACCUGGACUUGGAUCACAGCUCUUUACCGCGCCCCAUGAGCAGCCGAAGCUUCCCUCGAAGCCUGGAUGACUCUGAGGAAGAUGAUGAUGAAGACAGUGGGCAUAGUUCCAGAAGGAGGGGAAGCAUCUCCAGUGGGGUCUCUUACGAAGAGUUUCAAGUCCUAGUGAGACGGGUGGACCGAAUGGAGCACUCCAUUGGCAGCAUCGUGUCCAAGAUUGAUGCUGUGAUAGUGAAGCUGGAGAUCAUGGAGCGGGCCAAACUGAAGAGGAGGGAGGUGCUGGGAAGGCUGCUGGACGGAGUGACUGAGGAUGCAAGGCUGGGUCGUGACAGUGAAAUCCACAGGGAACAGAUGGAACGACUAGUGCGGGAAGAGUUGGAACGCUGGGAAUCCGAUGAUGCAGCUUCCCAAAUAAGUCAUGGUUUCGGCACACCUGUGGGACUGAAUGGUCAGCCCCGCCCCAGGAGCGCCCGCCCUUCUUCCUCCCAGUCGACAGAAGGAAUGGAAGGUGGAGGUGGAAAUGGGAGUUCCAAUAUCCAUGUGUAGGACAUGUGCUAGUAUCUGUGUUCUUAAUAGGUGAGAAGGUGGCUGUCCUGAGUUGCCGUAACAAGUACACUAUUUAUAUGCCCUGACCACCAUAUGAUGCGGGUCUUUGUGACCAAUCGUUAAUUCUUCUGCACUUUAAUUUAUUUUAGAUAAACUUUGCCCAUGGAUCAAAGAAGAUGUUUUUUCUUUUUCUCAUAUAAGAAAUCCAGGUGUAAAUAUUGAGUACAGAAAAAAAAGUCUUUGUAAAGUAUAUUGAGUGGUAUGCCCACUUGGUACCAUAACUGAGUCUCCUCAGUUGACAAUGAAGUAGCCUUUUAAAGCUAGAAGAGAACUGUCAAAAGGCUUCUGAGUUUUAUUUCCAAUCACAAGAGAUUAGUAUUGUCAUUUUUGCUGAGUGUGUGAAGGGAAAAUAGGGGCAAUCCUUUCCGCUCUGGCUUAGCUCAUGGGUUUAAUAUGUAGCUUUCUUUUAAGAAAGGAGCCUUUUAUUUCAACUACCUUCCUGGGGUACACUUUUCUAAAAGAUGAGCUAGAAAAGAACCCCAAACCAUAGAAUGGGUAUGUAGUCCUUAUGCUAGAAUUUGUAUGAAUGGUUACGAUAAAUGUUGAACACUAUACUUUUUUGUUAUUUUAUCGUAUCUAAUGCCUGUGGGACUAACCAUUUCGCUUAAUUUUUACACUGUUUUCACUCUCAUUUGAAAUGAGCUGCAUGAAACCACCAAAGAUCAAUUGUGGGUUGAAAUGUCAUCUCUGACCAUAACACAGGAGAAUUGGAAGAAGCCAAAUCACUAAAUUUGAUUUUUUUUCUAAUAAUUAGUUUACUAUAAAGAUUUAUCCGUAUAGUCUUUUUCCCAUGUGGCUCAACUUAUUUGCAGCUGAAUUUAAUAAUGUAAAUAAUCUAGGAAGAUCAACUUACUAAAUUUUUUAGGAUGUACCGAAUGUUUUCACUCAGCAAAUAUUCAUUGUAAACAAAAUAUUAAGGAAUUUUGAAAUUCAUACAAAAUAUUAUAAAACUAAGGUUUGAGUUUUACGCCAUUUUAAGAACACAGAACUUAAACACUCUUGAUCCUGCAUUUCAAAACUAGAAUUUAUAAACCAAGUGGAGCUCAAUGUAAUGAAAAGGAGUUUUGGUUAUUGAAAGUUCAACCAUUUUCAGAAUAUAUCAGCCAAAGUUUGAGUUUGCAGCAGUUUUUUGUUUUUUGGUUUUGUUUUUUUUUUUUUUUCAUUAGGAGAGGGGCCCACCAAAUUUGUAGGGAAGAAAUCUAUUUCUCAACAAAAACUAAAAAUCUUAUUUUUCAAAACUAUUGAGUAAGCUGACCUUGGAGAGCAAGAGAGAAUGCAGUGCUGGUGAAUAGCUCUCCCUUGGAGAAUAGCAGAGAGGCUUGUUUCUAAUACUAUAGUUUAAAUUCACAUAGUUGUUUAUUUAACUGGUAGAAUGUGUCAGUCAAAUCUUCCAAGAAAACAUGAGAAAACCACCUUUCUAAGCUGGCUUCUACAGAAGGGCUACAGAUUGGGUUUCUUUAACAGUUAUUUUCCAUGGCUCAUCUCCAUCUUUGCUUUCUUUUGAAUAUGCCACACAAAGUUCUUUAUUACUAGGUACUAAAGUUUGCGUUCCGGGGAUAUUGAGUGUACGUAUUUAUGUAUGUGUACCAUGUUGUUACAUGUAAACAAACUUCAAUUUGAAGUGCAGCCAUUAUGUGGUAUCCAUGUGUACUGACCAUGUGCCAUAUAUCACUUACGGUCACUAGAAAGUCUUUUUAUGAUACUUAUCAUACUGCUUUUCAUGUCACCUGUAAAAUUUUGGAAAGUUCUUUUUCUUUACUCAUAAGUUACAUUUUUUUUUUCUUCUUUAGUCAUGGAGAAUUACCUCCUCAUCCCUCCCCUAUCAUCUUCCCCUCUAUAUUGGUAUCAUUAAGAAGUUGCUACAUAUGCAAGUCUCUCUCAACAAUCAAGAAUUUCAUUAAUGUGUAAUACUGCACUUUACUUCUUAAUAAAGACAACAGCAG
Messenger RNA from Hippopotamus amphibius kiboko, 5083 nucleotides. It is a transcript of the gene PKD2, whose product is annotated as polycystin 2, transient receptor potential cation channel. The coding region runs from base 168 to 3080 and encodes 970 amino acids. The transcript is spliced from 15 exons. The record is from RefSeq and is a predicted model, not a curated record. Gene Ontology annotation, biological process: release of sequestered calcium ion into cytosol; potassium ion transmembrane transport; detection of mechanical stimulus. Lineage: Eukaryota; Metazoa; Chordata; Mammalia; Artiodactyla; Hippopotamidae. Gene Ontology annotation, cellular component: membrane. Gene Ontology annotation, molecular function: calcium ion binding; muscle alpha-actinin binding; potassium channel activity.